Molecule: messenger RNA, 5565 nt
Organism: Rhincodon typus (whale shark)
Lineage: Eukaryota; Metazoa; Chordata; Chondrichthyes; Orectolobiformes; Rhincodontidae
Product: THAP domain-containing protein 5-like
Exons: 3
Coding region: 449-1279 (276 amino acids)
Source: RefSeq, a predicted model, not a curated record
CAUUACCAAGGUUUUCUUACAACAGUCUUACGCAUAGGAGGGAAAGCACACGAAAGCGAACACUUGUACGACUCACAAAUAUGAAAGCAGUAAAACGCAUUUAAAAUAAAAACCUGAAGGGAAAUACAAACAAAGCGAAACCGAUUUUGAAUACACUUAGAUAGCAGCAGGAUCGACUGUGCGGGGAAAUCUGGAAUAAGGCCUAGUCCAUUUGCCAGAAGCACUCACCAGUAGUAGCCUUUCCCGGACCGCACACAGCAGCAGGAAACACCCUGAACUGUUACACCGCGUUCUAGAACCCCUUCCACCACGAAUCACUCACUUAUUGGCUGCCUCCACGUCGCGUCGCUGAUCCAGCUCGAUACAGCGUUCUUUGUGAUUUCACUUCCGCAUUCAGGGUUCCUGCGCGUUCCGCUGCUCGCCACUACCUUGGUUCUGUCGCAAAGAAAUGCCUAGGUAUUGCGCGGUUGCCCGCUGCUCUAAUCGAAGUGGCCAGUUGUCAUCUGAUAAUCAGAAGUUGGGCUUCUACCCGUUUCCAUUGCAAAACAAAGAAAGACUUAACAAAUGGAUCAAAAAUAUAAAGCGUGACAACUGGUUCCCCACUAAGCAUCAAUGCAUAUGUAGUGAACAUUUUACUGCAGAUUCAUUUGAAUGGCGCUGGGGUAUCCGUUAUUUGAAGCCGCAAUCUAUACCAACUGUUUUCUCAUUUCCAAAUCAUCAGCAGAAGAAAAAACUGUGUUCUCGAUAUAUUCGUAGGAAAAAUAAUUUUCCAAAAGAAGCAUCAGAAACAAACCCACAAAUCUUUGUUCCUGCUGCAAGAGAUGAAAAACCAACCAAAGAAAGACUAGAAUCAUCAGUUCCUAGUGCAGAGCGUGAUGAGCAAUCCCAAAGGAAUUCAGAAGUUAACACUGCAUCUGAGUCACAUGGAAAUCCAGAACAACCUUUCAACAUCACAUCAACUGAACCCUUCACAACAAUAAAAGAGCUUGAAACAAACCAACUGUUUAGUGAUCAGCAACCCAUAGUCCCUGAAAAUGUUCUACAAGUUGAGCAUUCAUAUUGUAGACAGGAUACUGGUAAGGCCCAACUCUGGGAAAAGAUUUUCAGAUUACAAGAGAAGAUUAAAAAACUUCAGCAACAAGAGCAGGGAACUGCAGCAAAGCUUAAAAAAAUGGAACAGCUAAUUGAGCAUCUGAGAAAACAGGAUCUUACUUCCGAAGGAAAAAUGAAGGUUAUGGACAACUCUUUGACAACAUUUGAGUUAACAGUGUUACAAUAAAUGUAACAUUUGAUUAUAAUUAAGGAAAAUUCUUAUCAUGGGCAUUGUGUUCUUCUGGACAGCAAAAACCUAUCUUUAAAAAUGUAGUACCUUCCACAAUCUUCAAAAUAAUUCUGGAACUUGCUGUUACUUGGAUUACUCAAUAAGGAGUUUGAUUUGCAGAAACAAUCAAAGGUAUAAAUGAUGACCAAUAACUAAUGUAAUGCCAACAAAACUUUAAGGUAAUCAUCAUGAAGUCCUUCUCAAUUUUAUGAUCGUGUUAGUGACUAUUAAAGUUGAAAGGAGAAACAUGAAUGCCCACCAGUUAACCACAGAACUACACAAGAUUUCUUGUUUUUAAGCAAAAAUAAACUUGGUUGUAUAUCUAAAAGAAUUAAACAAAGUAAACACUACUAAUACAACAUGACAGCUUAUAAAGACUUUUCUUUAAACUAUUUUUCAGUUCCUCCUGCACAAAUUUCCCUAACUCGUAAAAUCUUGAAUGUUUAUUAAUUUUUCCUGUGAGCAAACAAGUGUAUAUAUCAACCCUCUAGAAUUCACUUUGUUUUCUCUUCAGUGUUCCAGCUAUUCUCUAAGGUAAAAUAUUCCAUGGGCUCCUUUGAUUCAUAUUUGGCUAAGAAACCCUCUAAAUUGCUUUUAACCUCCAGACCUCCCUGCAACUCCUAUGUUUUCUGAUGUUUUAAGGCCUGCCAUCUUGAUUUCUAAUACCCUGCUUCAAUGGUUUUGAACUACAGUCACGUUCAUCCCCAGACUUUACCUGACAAAGGAACAGCAGUCUGAAAGCUCAUGAUUUCAAAUAAACCUGUUGGAUUAUAACCUGGUAUUGUGUGACUUCUGACUUUAGUCAAGUAAGAUCUCCUGCAGAUGCUGGAAUCCAAGGUGGACAAACAAGAGGCUGGAAGAACACAGCAAGCCAGGCAGCAUCUGGAGGAAAGGAGCCGUCAACGUUUUGGGUAUUCCCUUUCUUCAGGGCUGGGAGUCCUGAAGAAGGGUAAUACCUGAAACGUUGACUGCUCCUUUCUCCAGAUGCUGCCUGACUUGCUGUGUUCUUCCAGCCUCCAUUUGUCUAAGUAAGAUCUCCUGUCGUUUUAUGACCCUCACCACUUCAUUCUAACAUCUCUUUUAUUCUUUCAUGGCAUGUGGGCAUUGCUGGCAUGGCCAGCAUUUGUUGCUGAUUCUUUAAAUUAUUGGAUGUGGGUGUCACUGGUUAAGCCAGCAUUUGUUGCCCUUUCCUAAUUGCCCAGAGAGCAGUUGAGUCAAUCUUCUUGCUAGAUCUGGAGUCACACAUAGGCCAGAUCAGGUAAAGAUGGCAGGUUUCCUUCCCUAAAGGAUAUUAGUGAAUGUGAUUUUGUUUUUUUUUGACAAUUGACAAUGAUUACAUGGUUGCCAUUGUUGAUCCCAUCGUUUUUUUUAAAACUUGAAUUCAAAUUAAUAUUUCAUCUGCCAUGGUGCGAUUCAAACCCAUAAUACCAUAAGAUAUAGGAGCAGCAUUAGGCCAUUCAGCCUAUCGGUCUGCUCCACCAUUGAAUCACGGCUGAUAUGUUUCUCAACCCUAUUCUCCUGCUUCCUCCCAUGACUCUUGAUCGUCUUAUUAAUCAAGAUCAUAUCUAGCUCUGUUUUAAAUACAUUUAGUUACUUGGCUUCCAUAGCCUUCUGUGGCUAGGAGUUACACAGGUUUGCCACUCUCUGGCUGAAGAAAUUCCUCCUUAUCUCAGUUCUAAAGGGUCAUGCCUUCUCUGAAGCUGUGGCCUCAGGUCUUAGUCUUUCCUACUAGUGGAAACAUCUUCUCCACGUCCAGGCCUCUCAGUUUCUCUAAGUUUCAAUGGGAUCGCCUCUCAUCCUUCUACACUCCACUGAGUACAGAUCCAGAGUCCUCAACCGCUCCUCAUAUGACAAACCUUCAUUCCCAGCAUCGUUCUUGUAAACCUCCUCUGGACUCCCUCCAAAGUCAGCACAUCCUUCCUUCGAUAGGAGCCCAAAACUACAUAAUAUUCUGAAUGCGAUAUGACCAGAGCCUCAUACAGCCUCAGCAGUAAAUCCCCGUCCUUAUUUGUAUUCUAAUCUUUCAGAAUGAAUGCUAACAUUGCAUUUGCCUUCCUAACUGCCAACUGAACCUGCAUGUUAACCUUAAGAGAAUCCUGAACUGGGUCUUCUAAAUCCCUUUCUGCUUCAUAUUUCUAAAGCCUUUCCCCAUUUAGAAAAUAGUCUACACCUCGAUUCUACUCAACCAAAGUGCAUAACCUCACACUUUCCCAGACUGUAUUCUAUCUGCCACUUCUUUGCGCACUAAAUGUAAUCUCAAGGCAUUUAAAGGAAGAAAAGUUUUGAGAAACUUCAGUUAUGAGGAUAUUUUAGAGAUCUUGGGAUGGUUCUCCUUGAAGAGAAGUUUUCAAAAUUAUGAAAGAUUUGUAUUGAGUACAUAGGAAAAAAACUGUUCUCAUGCAUAAAACGAUCAAAAAUGAGAAGGCACAGAUUUAGAGGGAUUUCCAAAAGAAGCAAAUGUGAUGUAAAAAAAACAUUUCACACAAGUGGUUUGGGUGUCUGGCAUGCACUGCCUGGGAGUGUGGUGGAGGCAUGUUCAAUUGAGGCAUUCUAAAUAAUAUUAAAUGAUUAGUUGAAUAGAAACACUAUGCAAGGGCGUGGGAAAAAGGUUGAGUGUGCUAAGUCAUGAUUCUCGUUUGACAGCCGUUGCAGACAUGAUGGGCUGAAUGGCCGGCUUCUGCAACUGUAACAAGUCUGUGGUUCUGUGGAAAAUUUUUUUGGCAAUGUCUGACUUCACUCCCUUGCACUGGUCAAUAUUUAUUCUUUAACCGAUACCAGCAAAACAUCUGCUCACCUAGCCAUUUGCUAUUUGUAAGAUAUUGCUGUCUGCAACUUCAUGCCGCAUUUCUUGUUUUACAAUGGUAAUAUUUCAAAGGUACUUCAUUAGCUGUAAGUGCUUUGGGAGGGCCUGAUUUUGUAAAAAAGCACUGAAUGAAUGCAUAUCUUUCUUCUGUCCUUCAACAGACACUUUUGCUCCAUCCAUCCAUGUAACCCUCAAGUUGUAUCAGUUUCUUUGGGUUAAUUAUACCUUGUAAAUCCUUGGAAUUCUUUUUUUCUAAAGCUGGUUUCAAAUGCAAUAUCCUACCUGUUUACGAAGCCACUAAUUUCCAUCUCUCAGUAUUACCUGCAACUCCUCAUACAUCAUUCCCACUGCAGCUAAAACCCUAUCUCACUUUAUUACUCAUCUUUAGACACAAUUUCUCUAACAUUUCCCUUAUCAGACUAUCAUCCUCAUAAGCUUAAAAGCCCUGGUGAUGAAAGGUCAUCCAUCUGAAAUGUUAACUCUGCUUUUCUUUCCAUAAAUACUGCCCUCCUACUUCUACAUUGUGCUGCAUAAGUCUCACCAUUCCUUUUCCAUGGCUUUGCCCACUUUUCUUCUAUAUUUUUACUUUCUGCUUAAUGUUUCAUGCUGCAUUCUUUAGCCCCUAAAGUGUUGGUCUUCCGUUCAUCUCAUCAUUUUUUUGUUCCACUAAUAGUAGCAAACUUUCAAUCAUCUCAACCCUCUCCAUGAUAAUUGCUUCUAAACCUCUCCAUUACACACUUCUAUUUGAAAACUAUCCUCAAAAUUCCUGUUUCUGGACAGAUCAUCUGUAAUUUUGCUUAACUAAUGCACCAGAGCCAGUUAUCUAUUCUUUCACUCCUAUAUUUACCUUUUCUUCUGUGAAAUGUUUCCUGUCUAAAAGAUGCUGUAUAAAUACAAGUUCUUGUACGCAAUUUAGAAGAUCCUUUGAAUCUUCAACCCGCUAAAGUAAGGAAAAUUAAUAGAAAAAUCAUGGUUCAUUUAAGAUCACAAGGCUAAGGCUGAAGGAUCAUGAGAUUUUUGUCAAAUGUUUAAAGGUCAUUAGGCUUUAUCACACUAAUUAAUUGGCGAUCUGAAUUGUUUUGCUGACUGACCACUAAGCAGUGCCAUUGUCGAAGGAAAACUCAACAACAGACUUGGGCAAAACUUUAUACAUCAGAAGGUUUGUCUCAUGAGUUAGAAUACAGAAGUUAUCAACAGCUGAUGAACCUAACACAGUAUUGCGUGUGUAACAUUGUUAAAGCAACUAGUAAAUUAUUAUUUUACUGGUUUAAAAGAUUAUCUUAAGUUCUGAAAUGUCAGUUGGUUGAAUGUGAAUUUAAAAAUGAAAAGCAGUGAACUGUUUUUUGAUCAUUAUUAGAUAUACUAUGUCUAUAAUGUAUACUAGAUUUGGAAUUUCCUUAUCAUUCAGAAUUGUAAGUAAUAACUAUUAAACUUCCUUCUC